This is a messenger RNA of Daphnia pulicaria, 1327 nucleotides long. RefSeq names its product calcyphosin-like protein. Gene Ontology annotation, molecular function: calcium ion binding. The transcript has 7 exons. NCBI's taxonomy places the organism in Eukaryota, Metazoa, Arthropoda, Branchiopoda, Diplostraca, Daphniidae. The record is from RefSeq and is a predicted model, not a curated record. The coding region runs from base 273 to 908 and encodes 211 amino acids.
GUUUCUUGAUUACGUUUGUCAAAUUAUCACCAGUGUGACAAUUUUCAUUUAUAGGAGGCCAACAGUUUUGCUUGACUUUGAAUCGGUUGAAUCACUCUGAAAUAUCGUGUUAAGGGGAAACGAUAAAGAAAAGCCGUUCUACACUCCUUCCACGUACCAAAAAAGAGAACUGAGUGGGUGGGGAAAAACCGCAAAUCGGUCGUGGGAGAAAAAGAGAAAGUCUGAGCCCGUCAUUGGCGUCGUUUAUCGCUGCCAGCCAAGCGAGCCCAAAAAUGAGCCGGCCUCUGACGGCCAACUCUCGCAACGAAGCCGAAAUGAUGUCGAAAGCCAAACGCCAACAAACCAUGGCGCAGGAUCCACUUGAAAAGCUGCGUUGUCAACUGCUGGCUCGCGGAGCCACCGGAAUUCUCGGAUUUGGCAAGGUUUUUCGUCGCAUGGAUGACGAUGGAAAUCGCUCGCUGAGCUUUGAAGAAUUCAGUAAAGGAAUUGAUGAAAGUGGUGUCAAGACUGAAGAUGGAUGUCGCGCACUCUUCGAUGCUUUCGACAAGGAUGGUUCUGGAUCUGUUUGCAUCAAUGAGUUUCUAAAAGCUAUACGGCCACCCAUGUCGGAAGGGCGCAAACGAGUCAUUGCUGAAGCUUUCAAGAAGCUUGACCGAACUGGAGACGCUAUUGUUACUCUCGAAGAUUUAAAUGGCGUCUACAAUGUAAAACACAAUCCGAGAUAUUUGAGCGGAGAGGAUACUGAAGAGCAAAUUCUCAAAAAGUUCCUUGCCAAUUUCGAAGCAAAUGGUUCAAUCGAUGGAAUGGUGACGUACGACGAAUUUCUAGACUAUUACGCCGGAGUCAGCUCGUCGAUUGAUCACGACGCCUACUUUGAUCUGAUGAUGAGACAGGCGUGGAAAAUCUAAUGGAUUUUCAUUCCGUAAUUAAUUCAUUUUGUGUUCCGCGUGGUGGAGUACGAGCGCAAAUCUUCUGAUGAGCGAGGAUCUUUUAUACGGCUGCCGAGAUGACCUAUCCCAUAUCGCCUGCGUCAUGCUGCUCUUUCUUCUCAAAUAUACAUUUCCCUUCUUCCAAAAUUGUAAUUCUAUUUUCAGGUUUUGUUUCAUCCGUUGGAGAUGUUCUUUGUUUCUUUCCAAUCCAUUUUUGACCUUAUCCAUUUCUUGCGAAAUUGAUACCCCUCCCUAUUGCCCUCUUUCUCUUCGUUCCUUGCCGUAGGUUUUUAUUACAACAUCUAUUUAGGGCUAAUUGAAUUGUCCAAAUGCCUUGUGCUAAAUUGAACAUAAUGUUACAUUUAAAUGGUGACUUCAAAAUAAAUUUGACAGUAACA